Messenger RNA from Blastocystis hominis, 391 nucleotides. RefSeq lists its product as hypothetical. Lineage: Eukaryota; Bigyra; Opalinata; Blastocystidae. The transcript has 3 exons. Gene Ontology annotation, cellular component: cytosolic large ribosomal subunit. Gene Ontology annotation, molecular function: RNA binding; structural constituent of ribosome. Bases 29 to 364 code for a protein of 111 amino acids. The record is from RefSeq and is a predicted model, not a curated record.
AAAGAGGUACCUUAUUUUAUCUUUCAUAAUGCCCGCCAUCACCAAGUCGAAUAAGAAGAACGCUGAUAGCAUUAACACCAAGUUGCAGCUUGUCGUGCGAAGUGGAAAGCUUCUGCUCGGAUACAAAUCUGUUCUGAAAAGUCUGCGUAGCGGAAAGGCUAAGCUGAUCCUUGUUGCUACCAACUGCUCUCCUCUGAGAAAGUCGGAGAUUGAGUAUUAUGCUAUGCUCUCCAAGACCACUGUUCACCACUAUCAGGGAGACUGCAGUGAUUUGGGAACUGCUUGCGGAAAGAUGUUCAACUGCUCUGCUGUGUGCAUUUUGGAUGCUGGUGAUUCUGAUAUUCUCCGCAGCUUCGAGAAUUAAGACAUUACUAUAAGAGACCUCUUUCAA